Molecule: messenger RNA, 333 nt
Organism: Oryza sativa Japonica Group (Japanese rice)
Lineage: Eukaryota; Viridiplantae; Streptophyta; Magnoliopsida; Poales; Poaceae
Source: RefSeq, a predicted model, not a curated record
AUGCUGGGGAAGUACGGGUUCCCGCCGGGGAUCCUGCCGGCGGGCGCGCAGGGGUACACGCUGGACGCCGGCGACGGGUCGUUCCAGGUGACCCUCCCCGGCGACUGCGUCGUCGACGUCCAGGGGUACAAGCUCCGGUACCGGAGCAACAUCUACGGCAACGUGCGCGCCGGCUCCAUCGACGGCCUCGACGGCGUCAGCGUCAAGAUCGCCAUCGUCUGGGUCGGCAUCCACGACGUCGAGGCCGACGGCGGCGACGUCACGUUCCACGCCAGCGCCAUCUCCAAGUCGUCGCCAGCCGACGGAUUCCAGACCAGCCCCAGCUGCCAGUGA